AUGGCCAAUGGCAGCGGCGGCGGCGGCGGCGGCGGAGGCGGCGGCGGCGGCUCCAGCAGCAGCAGCAGCAACUACUACUCGGGAGGCGGCAGCGGCAACAUUAGGAUGAGCGGCCCCGUCGGCAGCAGCCUGAACACGGACUCGUCCUCGGCCCCGGCCAGGGCGUCCAGCGCGCUCAUCAUCCCCAUCACCAUGGACGUGCCCUGCGACAGCGGGCAGCGCAUGUGGUGGGCCUUCCUGGCCUCGUCCAUGGUGACCUUCUUCGGGGGACUGUUCAUCAUCCUGCUGUGGAGGACCCUGAAGUACCUGUGGACCGUCUGCUGCCACUGCGGGGGCAAGGAGAAGGAGGCCCAGAAGAUAAAUGGCAACGCGGAGACCCAGGCAGAUGGGGACCUCAAGCCCACAGACGAGAAGGAAGAAGUGGUGGCAGCAGAAGUGGGCUGGAUGACCUCUGUGAAGGACUGGGCAGGGGUGAUGAUUUCUGCCCAGACCUUAACUGGCAGAGUCCUUGUUGUUUUAGUCUUCGCUCUUAGUAUUGGUGCUCUUGUAAUAUACUUCAUAGAUUCGUCAAACCCAAUAGAAUCUUGCCAGAAUUUCUACAAAGAUUUCACGUUACAGAUAGACAUGGCUUUCAACGUGUUCUUCCUACUCUACUUUGGUCUGCGUUUCAUAGCGGCCAACGACAAAUUAUGGUUUUGGCUGGAAGUAAACUCAGUGGUAGAUUUCUUCACAGUCCCUCCAGUGUUCGUUUCAGUGUAUUUAAACAGAAGUUGGCUGGGUUUAAGAUUUUUACGAGCUCUUAGGCUGAUACAGUUCUCAGAAAUUUUGCAGUUUCUGAAUAUCCUUAAAACAAGUAAUUCCAUCAAGUUGGUGAAUUUGUGCUCGAUAUUUAUUAGCACAUGGCUGACAGCAGCUGGAUUUAUACAUUUGGUGGAGAACUCAGGGGAUCCAUGGGAAAACUUCCAAAAUAACCAAGCGCUCACCUAUUGGGAAUGUGUUUAUUUACUAAUGGUUACUAUGUCCACUGUUGGCUAUGGAGAUGUUUAUGCAAAAACAACCCUUGGUCGCCUUUUCAUGGUCUUCUUCAUCCUCGGGGGAUUGGCCAUGUUUGCCAGCUACGUCCCUGAAAUCAUAGAGUUAAUAGGAAACCGCAAGAAAUAUGGUGGUUCCUAUAGUGCGGUUAGUGGAAGAAAGCACAUUGUUGUCUGUGGUCACAUAACAUUGGAAAGUGUGUCCAACUUCUUGAAGGACUUCCUGCACAAGGACAGGGAUGAUGUGAACGUAGAAAUCGUCUUUCUGCAUAAUAUCUCCCCUAACCUUGAGUUGGAAGCUCUUUUUAAACGACACUUCACUCAGGUGGAAUUCUUUCAGGGUUCUGUUCUCAAUCCUCAUGACCUGGCUAGAGUAAAGAUAGAGUCAGCGGACGCGUGCCUCAUCCUUGCCAACAAAUACUGUGCUGACCCAGAUGCUGAGGAUGCUUCUAACAUUAUGAGAGUAAUUUCCAUAAAGAAUUAUCAUCCAAAAAUAAGAAUAAUCACCCAGAUGUUGCAGUAUCACAACAAGGCCCAUCUGCUAAAUAUCCCAAGCUGGAACUGGAAAGAAGGAGAUGAUGCCAUUUGCCUGGCGGAGCUCAAGCUGGGCUUCAUCGCCCAGAGCUGCCUGGCGCCCGGCCUAUCGACAAUGCUGGCCAACCUCUUUUCCAUGAGGUCAUUUAUAAAGAUUGAAGAGGAUACAUGGCAGAAAUACUACCUGGAAGGAGUUGCUAAUGAAAUGUACACAGAGUAUCUUUCUAGUGCCUUUGUUGGUCUGUCGUUCCCUGCUGUUUGUGAACUGGUCUUUGCGAAGCUAAAGCUCUUAAUGAUAGCCAUAGAAUAUAAGUCGGAGAAACGGGAAAGCAGUAUAUUAAUCAAUCCUGGAAACCAUGUGAAGAUUCAAGAGGGUACCUUAGGAUUCUUCAUUGCAAGUGAUGCCAAAGAAGUUAAAAGGGCAUUUUUUUACUGCAAGGCCUGUCAUGAUGACAUCACAGAUCCCAAAAGGAUAAAAAAAUGUGGCUGCAAACGGCCCAAGCGGUCCAUCUACAAGAGAAUCAAACUGGCAUGCUGUUUUGAUUGCGGACGCUCAGAGCGUGACUGCGCUUGCAUGCCAGGCAGUGUGCAUAGUAACAUGGACACCCUUGAGAGAGCCUUCCCACUUUCUUCUGUCUCUGUUAAUGAUUGCUCCACCAAUUUACGUGCCUUUGAAGAUGAGCAGCCGACAACCCUCUCUCCCAAGAAAAAGCAACGGAACGGAGGGAUGAGAAAUUCGCCUAACUCUUCACCCAAGCUGAUGAGACACGACCCCUUAUUAAUACCUGGCAACGAACAAGUUGACAACAUGGAUUGCAAUGUGAAAAAAUAUGACUCCACAGGAAUGUUUCAUUGGUGUCCAGCCAAAGAGAUCGACAAGGUUAUUUUGACUCGAAGUGAGGCAGCCAUGACUGUGUUAAGUGGCCACGUGGUCGUUUGCAUCUUUGGGGAUGUGACAUCAGCACUCAUCGGACUGAGAAACUUUGUGAUGCCCUUAAGGGCCAGUAACUUUCACUACCACGAACUCAAGCACAUUGUUUUUGUGGGCUCCCUGGAAUACCUGAGGAGGGAAUGGGAGACGAUGCAUAACUUCCCCAAAGUCUCCAUCUUGCCUGGCACACCAUUAAGUCGAGCUGAUUUAAGGGCUGUCAACAUCAACCUCUGCGACAUGUGCGUAAUCCUGUCAGCCAAUCAGAAUAAUAUUGAUGAUACUUCGCUGCAGGACAAGGAAUGCAUCUUGGCAUCACUCAACAUCAAGUCUAUGCAGUUUGAUGACAGCAUUGGGGUCUUGCAGGCUAAUUCCCAAGGGUUUUCACCACCAGGAAUGGAUCGGUCAUCACCAGACAACAGCCCUGUUCAUGGCCUCCUACGUCAACCCUCCAUUACGACAGGAAUUGAUAUCCCUAUUAUAACAGAAUUAGUGAAUGAUUCGAACGUUCAGUUUCUGGACCAAGAUGAUGACGAUGACCCUGAUACAGAGCUGUACCUCACACAGCCGUUUGCCUGUGGGACUGCCUUUGCCGUCAGUGUGCUUGACUCCCUCAUGAGUGCGACAUACUUCAAUGACAAUAUUCUCACAUUGAUACGAACGUUGGUAACGGGAGGAGCCACGCCGGAGCUGGAGUCGCUGAUUGCGGAAGAGAAUGCGCUGAGGGGCGGCUACAGCACCCCACAAACCCUCGCGAACCGGGACAGGUGCCGCGUGGCACAGCUGGCCCUGCUGGACGGGCCCUUUGCAGAUCUUGGGGAUGGUGGUUGUUACGGAGAUCUGUUUUGUAAAGCUUUGAAAACAUACAAUAUGCUUUGCUUUGGAAUAUACCGAUUGAGAGAUUUCAAUCAAAGCACGCCUAGCCAAUGCACCAAGCGUUUUGUUAUAGCCAACCCACCGUAUGAGUUUGAGCUCGUGCCGACCGACUGGAUCUUCUGUCUGAUGCAGUAUGAUCACAAUGCGGGUCAGUCCCGGGCCAGUCUCUCCCAUUCUUCCCAUUCGUCCUACACGUCCAGCAAGAAAAGCUCGUCGGUUCAUUCUAUCCCGGCCACGGCAAACCGCCAGAACCGCACAAAGACCAGGGACUCCCGGGAAAAGCAGAAGUACGUGCAAGAAGACAGACUUUGAUCUGUGUGCCCACUCCCACUGUGUGUGAAGCUUUCUGCAGCACCCAUUCCCUCCCGAUUGGUGUGUCCAGUAAUAGCUUUCCCUGUUCUCCCCAGCCUUCCCCAUGGAGUGCCCAUUUUUAUAUACAUUUUGCAUAUGUAUAACAGUGUGCAUGUGACUGUCAUUUUUAUUUCAAUACCAUGAAACCCUUAAGCACAACAGCAACGAAGCAGACGGACCAAACAUGGCUUACGAUACGGAGCAGGUGGGAAAGAGUUAACAGCAGAUGGGACUGCCAUAAAUGCUCUGCUUCUCCGAGUUUAGAGCAAGUGCAGUGCAAAGCAUUGGCCUGGUAUCAGGUACCAAAAAGAAGCUAUUAAUGUAAGGGUAGUGUUGCAAAGGGGGUAUUUACCUAGGGGGUAAAUUCAUGUACCUGAAAUUAGGGGUUCCACCCAUGGGCUAGUUUUCUAAGAAUCAGGUAAAGGUACUGUGGGAGAGCUUGAAACACCCUGUGCCUUGCACCUUUUUGUACAAUUUUCUGCACCUGCUUUUAUACCAAAGCAAUAUCAGGGUCUCUCCUGCACACAGGACUUUUAAAAAAUUCUCUAGUAGAACGAGUGCCUUCUUCCCUUUAAUGUAGAAGUACUAAAAAUGGCCAGACAUGUAGUUCUCGAAUUCUUAAUGAUUUAACCUUUUUUACGGUACUAAUUGCAUAUUAAAUUCUGUCUAUACUGCCACAUGAAUAACUAUAUUUUCUCUCACUUUUGACAUUUGGGAUGAAAAGCCAUGUGCAUCAUAAAUAUUGAAUGCAACUCAUUAGAUUCUUCCUUUGUGAGACGUUUACAUCUAUUAAAAGGUGAAUUAGUCACCUUAUGUUCAGAAUGAAUGGGUAAAAUCCUUCCCCACCUACUGAAGGAUCACUCAUAAUACUCAGAAAAGAGCAAGUAGUUUUCCUUGUUUAAGUAGCCACCCUCAGGGGCUUCUUCCCACUCCAACAGUUAAAUUCUGUACCAUUAAAACCUUCACAAAGAACUUACAUAUAUACGCUCCAGAAACUCUAGGGUCAUUUUAGCUAGUAUGUUUAGUAACUGUACCUGGCACAACAGCCUUUUUUAUAUUUUUCAUAUUAUCUGCUGAACUGAAAGACAAUGUGCUGCUUUUGAGAAGAUUUAAAGAACCCCCAGAGUAGCUCCUGUGCCAUUUGCGUGUAUCCAUGUAUUCCUCCAAGGGAUGGCCUGCUUCCACCACCUGAGAACCGUUGUGUUUCCCAAACUGUUCACACUUGGGACACUGUUUGUUUAUUUGUCUGUUUCUAGAUUGAAAUCUGAUAACCGCUUCACAUUCUCACUCAGAAUGGUAGUUGUGUCCCGUUGUUCCCCAGCGAUAGCUCUGUCACGGGUCCUCUUGGAUGCUAGAGAUGGCAGUGCGAUUUGUCGGCCUCAUGGAUUCCCCCAUGCACUCCACCUGCAUUGCAGCUUGCGGGGACCUGUGGCAUGUCCCAUCUCUUGGGAUGCAUGCAGGGCCUGCAGGGGGGGACAGCAUGCCACACACAGACCCUCCUCCACCAGACACAGAGCAGUGGAUGCAACCGACACAGGGGCCGCAUGGCCCAGAGCAAGUGUCGGGGCCACUGACAGCGUUUUGGACCGCUCACCAAAACAGUUUGGGAAUCACGGCUAGUCACAAAGACCUCUGAAUUCACAUCUUGCAGCCUUCUGCAAAGACCUCUGAAUUCACAUCUUACAGCCUUCCGCACAUGGUCGAGCUCUGAAGUUCAUUUACUUGCGAGCAAAUAUUCAGGUAAACGUGGUCCAUGGCAGAUCGUUCGGUGUGGUUCAGAGGAAUGGAAUCAGGCUGGACUGCCCAAGGAAGAUUGCAGGUUUCUAAAUGAUCAGGCUCAGACCUCGUGUCCCUGCCAAUCUUCUGUAUCCACGGCAGGCGGCUAGUUCCUUGCACCCUCCGUCCCCUACCUUACCCCUACCCUUUAGAUAAGUAGCUAGCUGGUUGCCUGGCAUGUGCUCUUUGUUUUAGAAAGUCUAUUGGGGAAGGGGGGGCCUCGUUACUACCCUCCCCCUCCAGAAAGCAUGAUGAUAGAAGCUUGCUGUGUGAACGGAAAAUGAAGCCAAGCACUUUUACUGACAACCUCUGGUCUGGUACAAUGCAGGCUACGCAAAAGCCUCUUCUGCGUACUGAUCACAGUGAUUGGAAGCUCCUCUUCAUCUAUCCUGAAGGGUGACUGUCAGUUGGUAUCCCCAGAAAAUAUUUCAGAUUAAUUCCGCCCCUCCCUCCACCCAUCCAAAACUGCUCUCCUAGCCCCUGACCGUGGAAAUAAAUUCAUGCACUUUUGCAAAAGAAGGUCCUGAUGUUUGCCAUCAGGGAUUUUCUAACACACACCAAGGAUGUGCCAGUUAAAGUGCUCAACGGGACGUGUGACAGUUUAAAAGCCUUGUAAAACUUACAUAGCUUACUUCUCUUCCUAAAGUGCGACAAGGAUGAAUAGAAUGGGCCAAGGUAUGACAAUUGAUGGUUCUGCAUGAGCUAGAAAACUGCUGUGGGGUUUUCCUUCUAUAACUUUGUCCUUGUGGAAACUUGUGACACAUUAAAAACCACGUUACCAAACUUGA
Varanus komodoensis (Komodo dragon) is the source of this 6284-nucleotide messenger RNA. It is a transcript of the gene KCNMA1, whose product is annotated as potassium calcium-activated channel subfamily M alpha 1. Gene Ontology annotation, molecular function: large conductance calcium-activated potassium channel activity. Bases 1 to 3681 code for a protein of 1226 amino acids. Lineage: Eukaryota; Metazoa; Chordata; Lepidosauria; Squamata; Varanidae. Gene Ontology annotation, cellular component: postsynaptic membrane. Gene Ontology annotation, biological process: transmembrane transport; potassium ion transport. The transcript has 28 exons. The record is from RefSeq and is a predicted model, not a curated record.